UCUAACAGUGGGGAUAUGGCAGCGUAGAGGCGAGGCGGGAGGACGAUGUCGACGGUGGGGAGCUUGGAAUUGCAAGGCUUAGGCCGUCCCGGGCCGCUUACGCGGAACACGCGGCUGAAGCCGCGGCGCCGGCAUUACGUCGCGCACCGUCGACCGCGACUGACGUUGUUGUAAUCGUGUCUCAUUCCCAACACACACUCCACUCCAACGCGCUGUGUUUACUCGAAUUUAUAAACGAAGCUAACCGACGAUCGUGUCUGCGACGCGAUAUCGAAUAUCCGUCGCAAAAAGUGAAAGUUCUUUUUUCCAGUCGUUGCACCAACCGUUAUUACUGAAACGAAAACAUCGGCGAAACUGUCGUAAUCUGUCGUAACCUGUCGGAGCUUCGAAUCCGGUUAGAAACGUGUUGCGUCAUUGACGAGUGAUUAUGUAGAUCGAUAAUGAAUCUUCGAUAGAUCGUGCAUCGAUUGAAGGAGUGACACCUCGCGGACUAACAGUGCAUUAGCAGGGGAGAAACAGUUUUUUAUUGGAGGUGUUACGUCGUUAUUCGAUAGUAUUGUUAUGGCCCAUGGCGUUGGCGGGAAACGAACGAGCUAGGAGCUGCCAUCAUGGAACUUGGGGAAGUUUCAAGAACGCCAAGGAUAGUUCGUAUGUGUUGUGAGAUACGAUGAACCUGUUGGUAAGUAUCCUGGAUUGCCGUCGCGUGGACCAGAAGCGGAAAAGCAGCUGCUGGAGGAGAAGUUACUGGUAGCAGCCAGGAAAAGAAGGCAGCGGGUUCCGGUGGUGUGCAUAGAUCGAGGAGGCAAGUGAAAUCACGACGUCUUGCUCGGAGGGUGCGUGUUUGGGCGACGAGGGGCGGCUACUGGCCGAUGGGAUGCAUCUACCGGUGGGUUCCGUGGGCUGCGGGGAAAAUUACGCCACCGUUGGAUCCCACGAAGGCGCCGGCCCGUGCGGCCCCUCACUGGCGCCUCUCCAGGGGGUGAACAUCAGGUACCAGCAGGCCGACGACGCCGACGCCGGGGGUGGAGGUGGCGAGAUGAGCGAGGGUGCCGCCGUCGGCGAGCUGUGGUGGACCGAGAGACUCGUCGGCGAGGCACAAGCUGAACACCCUGGUGAAUUAGUACGAACAGGAUCACCGUAUUUUCUCUGCAGUCAACUGCCAACUCACUGGCGUUCCAACAAGACGCUUCCGGUGGCGUUCAAAGUUGUUGCUCUGGGCGAAGUCGUCGAUGGAACUCUGGUGACAGUACGAGCGGGUAACGACGAGAACUGUUGCGCUGAACUAAGGAAUUCCACUACGUUAAUGAAGAACCAAGUCGCCAAGUUCAACGACCUAAGGUUCGUUGGGAGAAGUGGCAGGGGUGAGUAUGUUAAACAAUUGUUUCCUUAACUUUUCUUUCUUUCUUUCAAGUGUUUAUUUCAUUAAGUUCUUAUUGCUGAAUUAAAGUUCAUAGUAAUAUAAGAUAUAAACUUUUGAAACUAAUAUCUUACAUCAAAAUCAUAAUCACUUAUAAAUGCAAACUUCUUUUAAGAUUCUACAUUUAAAAAAAAAGCAUGUCAGCUAAUGGUUCGAUCAAAGAUACAGAUAAACGAUCAAAGCACGAGGCAACUGAUUAAACGAGCCAAUACAGAGAGUUAGUUUUGAGGUUUCGAAUGUCAUCGUCAGUGGCAGUUUGCUUUGUAAGUCGUUGAAAAAGCAGCCAGUAAAUUAUCUACACGAGAGAGGCGCGUACCGUGAUUUCGAACCCCCUAAAAGCACGGUUAUUGUAAUCAUCAUCGUCAUCAACUGGCUUCAACCCCGCUUGACUCGUCUCUCGCUUUUAAACCCUCCGCAUCCGCGAGUUCCCUCGCAUCCCGCCGCCCCCAGAGUCAUUACUCGAUGUCCGCUGGUAGCCCCGACCUAGCAUCCGAAACAACUGGCCGUUAAUCAGAAAUCAUCGUCCGUCGGCCAGAGAAAAAGAGGUUAAAUCUCGAAAAUCAAGUAAAUUCGAUCAAUGUUCUUAUCCUCAUUCUAAAAGAACAACGUUAAUCUUUUUUAUUUAUUUAUUCUUCAAUUUUUAGUUCAUUUAUUUAUUUUGUUGAUUUAGUGUAUUCUUAGCUCUUUUGAUUAACUUCAAAGCUUCAGAAAUUAAUCGAGGAGCUUUCUAA
Molecule: messenger RNA, 2148 nt
Organism: Heterotrigona itama
Lineage: Eukaryota; Metazoa; Arthropoda; Insecta; Hymenoptera; Apidae
Source: the annotation of a GenBank genome assembly